CACGGCCGGGAGAUUCGAAAAAUGAGCGGCAACGAAACGGCGACAACGACAACAAAGAUGAACAACGGAGGCGCCGAGCGCAAGGAUGUGACGGCGAGUGCAAGGAUGGAAGCGACGGCCGCGGCUGACGGAUCGACGACAAGCAAAAAGUACACGUACGAACGCGAUACGGAUGCUGCUGAAGAAGUGGACUUGACCGCGUUGCUGUACGAUGGAGACAGCAUGCCCACAGACAAGCGGCGGCUCUGUGUCGCGUACAACCGGCAGCUCUUCGAUUCCUGGGUGAAGCAGUUCAGUCCAGCCUGUGCAGCAGCAUCUGUGGCGGGCGCGUUUAAUGCACUCUCGCGUCGGCGUCGUGAUGAUGAGCAGGCGCUAUCCCAACACGAUCUCCUUGAGGAGUUCCGCAACGUGUUGGACGGCAUUGUCAUCAAGCACCAUCGCCGAUGCUCAUUCGCGCUUGGCGCGGACCCAUCUGAUCUCGUGGAAAAGCUCAAGCUGAAACUGGCAGAAAACGACCAGUCCUUUGCCACCAAGUUCCCAAAAGGCAAGAAGAAGAAGAUACUGUGGCAGCACAUCCGGGAGCUGGUUGAUGACGACGUCAGCAACACGGAGCGCGUGUUUGCUCAGCUGCGCACUGUGUAUGGGCGGCACGCACCGGCCAGAGAUGGGAGUGGUGACAAGGACGGGAGCCAGGGCGGCAUUGGUGGUGGGGAUAUCGAUGGAGGUGAUGACGAUGAUGGUGGUGAUGAUCACGAUGAAGACGAGGACGAUGAUGAUGUCGACGUGGUUGUCACGACGGCCCAAAAGCAGCAGAAGCAAGAUGCGCCCACAGUCGGGUCACGUGUGACAGCGUGUGUAGACGUGUCGAAAGAAUCGGGUGGUGAUGAUGGCGAUCAGAAGGAGAAGGAGGGCAGUGGUGAUGGUGAGAAGCAAAAGGGCGACAACGUUGCCAGCACCACAGCAACAACGUCGACUGGCGGAACUGCACAGCACAACGAGGAGCUCGAAGAGCUAGCAGUAACGCCUGUGAGUCCCAAGUGGAAGAAGGCGCUGAUGGCGUAUGUGAAUGCGGUGAUUGGUAUGGCAAAGCUGACCAAGGAGCGACCGAGCACAGCGUACUUUGGGAACUGGGGCAUCACGUCUGCAUGCAAGGCCGUCUCUUCACAAUACGAUACGGUGCUUGAGUGCCGGCCGUUCAUGGGCAAGGCGAUGAAAGGAUCGCGGGUGCAGCACAAACUGCUCACCCGCGAUGAUGCGCGGAAGAUUGAGGACCAGUGGCGUGCCCUCUUCUCGGAGUUCAACAGAUCAAACACAGUGCUGCUCUUCCAUCUGACGAACCACUAUGCACUCGUGUAUGCGAUGCGCGAAUGGGAGGACGAUACCGGCAUCGUCCGGGAAAUUCUCACUGCAAGGAAAGGACAGCGGCCCAAAGCGUGGAUUGGGUUCACGGAGGUUCGCAAGAUCCUCCUUGGCUGGAGCGGCUACCAGAUCAUGUCCAUCACAACACCAACGCCAUCAUCAUCAUCAUAAUCAUCAUCAAAAACCUCUUGUUUUUUUGUUAUUGUUUGUUUGUUGUGUUGUGCUGUGUUGUGUUGUGUUGUGUUUGUUUGUUUAAUGUUGGGGGAUUGCGGGCUCGUUACAAGCGAAUACACCAGCGCAGUUAAUGCUCAACACAACACGCGCACCCAAC
Messenger RNA from Salpingoeca rosetta, 1690 nucleotides. RefSeq lists its product as uncharacterized. The transcript has 9 exons. The record is from RefSeq and is a predicted model, not a curated record. Bases 22 to 1530 code for a protein of 502 amino acids. NCBI's taxonomy places the organism in Eukaryota, Choanoflagellata, Craspedida, Salpingoecidae.